Molecule: messenger RNA, 1628 nt
Organism: Solanum stenotomum
Lineage: Eukaryota; Viridiplantae; Streptophyta; Magnoliopsida; Solanales; Solanaceae
Product: aspartic proteinase Asp1-like
Exons: 9
Coding region: 275-1531 (418 amino acids)
Biological process (GO): proteolysis
Molecular function (GO): aspartic-type endopeptidase activity
Source: RefSeq, a predicted model, not a curated record
CAAGUAGUGCAAUGCACAAAAAGUCAUCUCUUUCCCCGUGCUUUCUUCCUACACGUGAAGUUGACGGAGUCUCCAUUUUUCUCAUUCGCCAUUAACGCUUCAGUCCAAACUUCACCUUCCCCAGCUCCCAGUUUUCUACAAUCUCUCCAUUUAUAUUUUCUUGCUUGACCCGGGCUUUUUUGGUGUUUUUUGAGAGUUUUUUCUUAUCUUUCUGUUCCCAAAAUCACCUGUUCAACCUAGAAUCAAUCUUAUUUGUUUGAUCGGAAAAUCAAUUAUGAGAGGAAAAUGGGAAGUAGUACGACUUUGGGUGUUGUAUUAUCUACUUCUAUCUGGGUUUUUUCAGGGAGUUUUUUCUGCUUUUAACCUGCCUCGUCCACCAUGGAAGAAACAGUCAAAUUUUGGUUCCUCUGUUGUUUUUCCACUUGUUGGGAAUGUGUAUCCAAAAGGGUAUUAUCAGGUGACACUCAAUGUAGGCCAACCCCCCAAACCUUACUUUCUUGACAUAGACACAGGGAGUGAUCUCACUUGGCUCCAAUGUGACGCACCUUGUGUAAAAUGUAUUCCAGCACCUCACAGUCCGUACAAACCGAAUAAAAAUGUUGUCAAGCAUAAGGAUCCCAUAUGUGCAUCACUUCACUCACCUGCAAACCAUCCCCGUCACACUCCUGACGAUCAAUGUGACUAUGAGGUUGAGUAUGCGGAUCAUUGUUCAUCCUUGGGAGUGCUGGUCAGAGACGCAUUUCCAGUAAAAUUCACCAAUGGGAGCUCCAUUGCUCCUCCUCUGGUGUUUGGUUGUGGGUAUGAUCAAGAAGUGCCAGCCUCUGAGCAUGCACCUUAUACGGAUGGAAUUCUUGGCCUAGGAAAUGGAAAAUCAAGCAUAGUAUCACAGUUGAGUAGCUUGGGUUUUAUCCGGAAUGUAGUAGGUCACUGUUUAAGCGGGCAAGGUGGAGGUUUUCUUUUCCUUGGAGAUGAUGUUGUCCCGUCUUCUGGGAUUGUUUGGUCACCUAUCGUCCGUGAAUCUUCAGAGAAACACUAUUCUUUGGGACCGGCAGAUCUCCUUUUCGGUGGGCAGGCAACUGGAAUAAAGGGUCUACCGAUAAUUUUAGACAGUGGAAGUACCUUUACCUACUUCAAUUCCGAAGCUUACAAAGCUCUGUUGUCUUCGAUUAAGAAAAACAUAGACGCAAAGCAGCUGACUGAUGCAGUGAACGACAAAAGUUUGCCCGUCUGCUGGAAAGGCUCCAAACCUUUCAAAUCCCUUAUAGAUGCUACGAGGUACUUCAAGCCAUUGACACUUAGUUUCACAAAAGCUAAGAAUAUUCAGCUUCAACUGACACCGGAGGCUUAUCUUAUUCAUACUGAUAAGGGCAAUGUAUGCUUAGGGAUAUUGAAUGGUUCGGAGGUUGGAUUAGGAGAUGUUAAUAUCAUCGGAGAUAUUUCUAUGUUAGACAAACUGGUGAUUUACGACAAUGAGAAACAGCAAAUUGGAUGGGCUCCAGCAAACUGCAACAAGCUUCCAUCGUUGUCCUGAAUAUAUCAAUGAUUACGGUGAAGAUUUUGGUGACAUAUCAUAGGAAGAAGCAGUCAGAAAGUAUGUCAGUAUUGUAAGCAUAUCAAUGUUUGUAUUU